GGCGGGGCGAGCGGAGGCUGGAGGAGCCCGGGCGGUGAGACCCGGGCGCCGGAGCGGGGCCUAGGUCCGCGACCUGGCUCCCAGGCAAUGCCGAUGCCGCUGGUGCGCAGGCCACACUGUGAGUAGCAAGAGAAGAGACUGCCCGUAGAGCAUUAUCGAUCAGUGGGACUGUGAAGGAGGCUCCACACUGUGUCCUUUGAGGGGAAGGAGUGGCAGCAGUCACUAGGGAGGAGGCGAGAGAGCAUGUGGCCGGGCCCUGCAGACACGGGAAGCUUCAUCGAGUGACUGCGGAGCAGAAGGAGGCUGGUUCCUUCAGCCAGUUGCUCAACCAAGAAAAGGCUGUGUCUCUUCUUAUCUGUCUCAGAGCACAUGCGUCUCUUUCAAGGCCCCAAGGACAUGAAUCUGCACUAACUACGAUCUUCUACCACAGAGCCCUCCUGACCCCGAACUGAAGUGUCGCAUUGUCAGAUCUGGCUGACCCACAAUUAAUAGAUAGUUUUGUCUCGUUUCUACUUGCUGAUUUAAUCUAAACAGACAAAGAGCCCAAGGAGAGAUUGUGGUGUGAUCUAGAAAGCUUCAAACCAAGUAGUUUUGCGGCUGUGUCUGUGCGUCUGUCUUGGAGAAGUAGGGCCCACUGGGAACAAUGCCACCACCAUCAGACAUUGUCAAAGUGGCCAUUGAGUGGCCAGGUGCUAAUGCUCAGCUCCUUGAAAUCGACCAGAAACGGCCCCUGGCAUCCAUCAUCAAGGAAGUGUGCGAUGGGUGGUCUUUGCCAAACCCCGAGUAUUACACCCUGCGUUAUGCAGACGGGCCCCAGCUCUACAUCACCGAGCAGACUCGCAGUGACAUUAAGAAUGGAACAAUCUUGCAGCUGGCCGUCUCCCCGUCCCGGGCCGCGCGCCAGCUGAUGGAGAGGACCCAGUCAUCCAACAUGGAGAGCCGGCUGGAUGCCAUGAAGGAGCUGGCCAAGCUCUCUCCUGACGUGACCUUCGCCACCGAGUUCAUCAACAUGGAUGGCAUCAUCGUGCUGAUGCGGCUCGUGGAAAGUGGAACCAAGCUCUUGUCCCACUACAGUGAGAUGCUGGCAUUCACCCUGACUGCCUUCUUAGAGCUCAUGGACCAUGGCAUUGUCUCCUGGGACAUGGUUUCCAUCACCUUCAUUAAGCAGAUUGCAGGGUACGUGAGCCAGCCCAUGGUGGAUGUAUCCGUCCUUCAGAGGUCCCUGGCCAUCCUGGAGAGCAUGGUCCUGAACAGCCAGAGUCUGUACCAGAAGAUCGCAGAGGAGAUCACUGUGGGCCAGCUCAUCUCUCACCUGCAGGUCUCCAACCAGGAAAUUCAGACCUACGCCAUUGCCCUGAUCAAUGCACUUUUUCUGAAGGCUCCUGAGGACAAGCGACAGGACAAGUACCUUAACCCGCUAGACCUGCCAGUCACUGACAUGGCCAAUGCAUUUGCACAGAAGCACCUUCGGUCCAUAAUCCUAAACCAUGUGAUCCGGGGGAACCGCCCAAUCAAAACCGAGAUGGCCCAUCAGCUGUAUGUCCUACAAGUCCUGACCUUUAACCUUCUGGAAGAAAGGAUGAUGACCAAGAUGGACCCCAAUGACCAGGCUCAGAGAGACAUUAUAUUUGAACUGAGGAGGAUUGCAUUUGACGCGGAGUCUGACCCGAGCAAUGUCCCUGGGAGUGGGACUGAAAAACGCAAAGCCAUGUACACCAAGGACUACAAAAUGCUAGGAUUUACAAACCAUAUCAACCCAGCAAUGGACUUCACCCAGACUCCUCCUGGAAUGCUGGCCUUGGACAACAUGCUGUACUUGGCUAAAGUCCAUCAGGACACCUACAUCCGGAUUGUCUUGGAGAACAGCAGCCGAGAAGACAAACACGAAUGCCCCUUUGGCCGCAGUGCCAUUGAGCUCACCAAAAUGCUUUGUGAAAUCCUCCAGGUUGGGGAACUACCAAAUGAAGGGCGCAACGACUACCACCCGAUGUUCUUCACCCAUGACCGAGCCUUUGAAGAGCUCUUUGGAAUCUGCAUCCAGCUAUUGAACAAGACCUGGAAGGAGAUGAGGGCAACGGCGGAGGACUUCAACAAGGUUAUGCAGGUGGUCCGAGAGCAGAUCACUCGUGCUCUGCCCUCCAAGCCCAGCUCUUUGGAUCAGUUCAAGAGCAAACUACGUAGCCUGAGCUACUCUGAGAUUCUGCGACUGCGCCAGUCUGAGAGGAUGAGCCAGGAUGACUUUCAGUCCCCGCCCAUUGUGGAGCUGAGGGAGAAGAUCCAGCCCGAGAUCCUUGAGCUGAUCAAGCAGCAGCGCCUGAACCGACUCUGUGAGGGCAGCAGCUUCCGAAAGAUUGGGAACCGCCGGAGGCAAGAGCGAUUCUGGUAUUGCCGCUUGGCGCUCAACCACAAGGUCCUGCACUACGGUGACUUGGAUGACAACCCUCAAGGGGAGGUGACAUUUGAAUCCCUGCAGGAGAAAAUUCCUGUCGCAGACAUCAAGGCCAUUGUCACUGGAAAAGAUUGUCCCCACAUGAAAGAGAAAAGCGCUCUGAAGCAGAACAAGGAGGUGUUGGAAUUGGCUUUCUCCAUCCUGUAUGACCCCGAUGAGACCUUAAACUUCAUUGCACCUAAUAAGUAUGAGUACUGCAUCUGGAUUGACGGCCUCAGCGCCCUUCUGGGGAAAGACAUGUCCAGCGAGCUGACUAAGAGCGACCUGGACACGCUGCUGAGCAUGGAGAUGAAGCUGCGGCUGCUGGACCUGGAGAACAUCCAGAUUCCCGAGGCCCCCCCGCCAGUGCCCAAGGAGCCCAGCAGCUAUGACUUUGUCUAUCACUACGGCUGAGCCUGGAGCCAGAGGCCGCGGUUCCCAGGAAGGGAUUGGGGGCCCAGGAGAAACAUUUACAGUCUGGUGCCUUGCUUUCCACUUGUACAGAAUCUGGAGUGACCGUGGUGGCCAGUAAAUGCCAGCCGUUCCUCAGACCCACCGCAGACCACCCAGAGCUUCAUUGGCCCCUGCCCACCGUGGGUCAUGAGGGCAGGCGGCCCUGCCCUCCCCGUCACUGUGGGGCCUGGGUGCGGGCCGUGAGGAGUGAACAGCAGACAGCCUUGCCUUCCAGGCCAAGAAACUGCUUCUUGAGCUGCAUUUAACAACAGCCACUCACUUUUCUUCCUGAGCCUGCUCCCCAGCUGGCUGGAUCCCCAUGUGGGCAAGAGCUGGCCCAGGAAAGGCCGCCUGCAGAGGACAGACGUGCUGGGCAUGCGGAGGGCCUUGGAGAGGCUGCCUUGGGGUGACCCGUGCCUGUGUCUCAGAUCUAAGUAGAGGCCUUGCCUGUGCUUUUGCCGUUUUAAUGAGGGUUUAUUUGGCCUCACAAGGGCCAACAUGCUGCUGCUGCUGGGGUUUGGCUCGAACAUCUCUGGUCUCUGGAGCCACCAGGCCUCUCUCGCCCACGCAGUUGUCUGGGCAGAUGGAAAUUUCUUUCUACAAGCUCUCAGUCUCUCAUCCUGGCAAGUCAAAGACACGAGGGCUAAGUCCCACCCCCGCAGUCUCAAGGAACUCUGCAGAGAGCGCCCAGAGGAGCCUGGGCUUAGACUGUGGUGAGGUCACUAGAUUCCAUUCCCCUCCUCCCAACCCCCACUUAACAUCUCUUCCUUUUUUGGGGAGAAAUCUCCCACCUACCCUGAAUGGCAGCCCCCUCCAGUUUGCUUUCCUCCGGCCUUCCAGACCUCAGGAAGUUUUCCUUCCCUUCUUCCCCAUUCCAGCGCUGUGGUCCCUGCCAUCGGCCAUGAUUUCAGGGAGCUGGCUAAGGCCACAGCUGUGCCAAUGCGACGUCCCUGGUGCUGCCGCACUUGUAAACCACACGCACAGCCUCUGUCCGUGGACAUAGUGAACACAGUGGCAUUCAGUCUUGGUGGCCUGGCAUGGUAGGUACUGCCCAAUGAAGAGUGUACUAUAUAUUUUCUUUAUUAUAGGCCAUACUUAUACAGACAUGUAUAUAUAUUUAUAUAAGAUCUACCUAUCCUAGGAUGGUAUGUUUGAGAGAAAAUAAAAUUGGAGGCCAAAAAAGAAAACAGUAACGCUCCCAGUUGUGAGCCAAGAUUGUAACCUGAGAGCAACCAAGAGCUUCCUGUCAGUAACCAUGUUUUCAAUAAAUACUCUUUCAUGUACAAACUGG
Hipposideros armiger (great roundleaf bat) is the source of this 4172-nucleotide messenger RNA. It is a transcript of the gene ELMO2, whose product is annotated as engulfment and cell motility 2. NCBI's taxonomy places the organism in Eukaryota, Metazoa, Chordata, Mammalia, Chiroptera, Hipposideridae. The record is from RefSeq and is a predicted model, not a curated record. Gene Ontology annotation, biological process: cell motility; actin filament organization. The transcript has 24 exons. The coding region runs from base 644 to 2842 and encodes 732 amino acids.